AAAAGUCACGGGGGAACUUGCACUCUUUUCGGGGCUCCUGUAUGUGUGGGGGUUUUAGUUUAGGAAAACAGAGGGGCAGCAGUCGCCGUUGGAGCUGUAACACCGUUUCCCGUUCCAAUUAUAGUUUUAUUAGUUAUCCAGUAAGGCAGACCCAGGACUCUUGGUUGCAUUAGUGGCAGCGGUGUUCUUCAAAGGCAGCCAUGGAGCCGUUACCUCGCACUGCUUUUAGCUUAGCUGCCUCAGUUUAGCUGGCUAGCUUACCUCCGCCGGGUGCUCCAACACUGCAUAACUACCUUACGAAGAUGUGGCGCGGAGACGAGGACCCUUUUAAACCAGGCACGGAGAUGUUUUAAAGACGCUUCUCCGGCAUGGACUCAGGUUGACAUGCCCUCUUCCUUCACUGACGACGGGAGCCAAAGUUUCCUCAGUUGGGGGCGGCGGAGACUGCAGUACUAAUGCCGCUGGUUUGACGCAGCUUCGCAGAAGUCACCGCACCGCCCCUGCCGCUCCAGCUGUUCCCACCGCUGUCCGCCUGCUGUCUACCCGCUGCUCGCUGCUGCUGCUGCCUGCUGCCCUCAUUUCCAAUGCAGCAGCGACCAUGACAGGCAUCGCCGCUGCUUCUUUCUUCUCCAACGCUUGCAGAUUCGGGGGGUGCGGACUCCACUUCGACUCUCUGGCCGAGCUCAUCGUGCACAUCGAGGAUAACCACAUCGACACAGACCCCCGUCUUCUGGAGAAGCAGGAGCAGCAGCAGCCGACAUAUGUUGCCCUCAGUUACAUCAACAGGUUCAUGACAGAUGCUGCACGGCGAGAGCAUGAGACCCUGAAAAAGAAGGUGCAGCCCAAGUUGUCUCUGUCUCUGACAGGCAGCCUGUCCCGCAGCAAUGUGUCCACUCCUCCUCGCCACACCAGUGGAAAUCUCACCCCUCCAGUCACCCCACCCAUCACCCCUUCCUCCUCCUUCCGCAGCAAUACACCUACAGGUAGCGAGUGUGAUGAGGAGGAGGUAGACUUUGAGGAGUCUGACAGUGAUGAGUCAUGGACGACAGAGAGCGCCAUCAGCUCCGAGUCCAUCCUCAGUUCUAUGUGCAUGAAUGGAGCAGACGAGAAGCCUUUUGCUUGCCCUGUGCCAGGUUGUAAAAAGAGAUACAAGAAUGUGAACGGUAUUAAGUAUCACGCCAAGAACGGCCACCGAACCCAGAUAAGGGUGCGCAAACCCUUCAAGUGCCGGUGUGGGAAGAGCUACAAAACGUCUCAGGGUCUCCGCCACCACACCAUCAACUUCCACCCACCCAUCUCUACUGACAUCAUCCGCAAGAUGCAGCAGUAGAGACCGAGUGAGUGACCAGCACUCUCCCUCAGGCCACUUCCCGACCAUCUGAGCACCACCAUCACCAGCAAUGGCUGUUUCUCAUUCCUCCCCGUUCACACCCUCCAUCCUUUAACCUGGCCCCCUUCUCUCUCUUUUAUCCCACUUUGCUAUGACACUAUUUUUGAUUGCAUGGUAUAAAUGUGUUAUUAUUCAUCCUUAACUUUUAUUAUGAAUGUUGAAUCUUAAUGUAGUUCACAGUUUUGUAUUUUUGCACAUUUAAGCUAUCAUUUAUCUAUCGGACUUUAUUUAGUUUUGACAUAUGGUGCUUGUUGAUGAUGAGGGCUAGUUGUAGACUAGAGAUUGGUCACACCAAGUCACGAGUAGCCUUACAUGUACAGUAGGGCAUCCUACUUUCAAGGCAGUGGAAAGUCAGAGGAAACUCGGGAAAGAUAUUGAUUUUCUUUUGUUUUUUAAAGGAAAGAAGAUCAAUUACCUUGCAUCUGUUGCAUAAAUGCAACAGAGGCAAGUGAAAACAAUCAGAAUGUGUGUGGUAUAAUGUUCUCUAUCAGAUUUAAUGUUAAUAAUCAGUUGUUUCACUCAGUUACUUUUCCUUUCAUAUCACAAGUAUUCCAAGCCUUUUUUCAUCUGUUUUACUGCAAACACUUGUGUGUGAGCACCAAAGGAUGAUCUCAGGUGACGUUUGCAAGCAUUUCAGCACCACAAUCCUGCCCAAGUUUUCUGAUAGUAUUUCUGCUGUUCAGUGGGAUCAUGGGAACUCUGUGUGUCAUAGUUGCCUAAUGUUCCCGGUCACUUUCCUUAAGGACUUAAGCGGUUUUCCUUGCUGUUUUUACAGUAAGGGAUUGAAGCACUUUUUGUAACAAGUUGCCAACAUAUAUAAGCAUUUUCUUUGCCAAUAUCUCGUUUCUGGUGUGUGUACAGUGGUUACCAAAACGAGGCAAAAGGCCUUCUGAGCUGAAGUUUGCAAGUUCUACAUUGCUCCAAGGGAUGAUGUAUGCCAAACCUCCAGUGUUUCCAGUAUUGUGAGAUUUCUGUAUGUACAGUAGUUGCCUUGAAUUGUAAACCAUUCCAAUCAGUACAGGUCUUUGUAUAGCUUUGUUUUAACAGUUUAGACAAAUUCAGCUGAAUGCAGAUAUUACACAGACAGCUCAGUGCAGACUGUCUGCUGUUUACCGACUCCUCGGUCUAAUGAAACCAUGUGAUUGUGUUUGUUAUGGAUAGAAGAAAGUUGGGUCCAUGUAUUUAGCACAUUUAUGUUGGGCUGUUAGGUAAACACAUGCGGCUCCCAUCGUGACAUAAAAAUAUGUCAGAUGACAGUAUGUAAAACCUAAUCCCUGAACUAAUGAACUGCAAAUCAUUGAAGGGGAACACCACCUAAAUCAAGAAUUCCAAUAUGUUAUUUCCAUGGCUGAGGAAAGUUCAAUCAAUAUUUGUGAACAUGGGCUAAUCUCUCUUAAAGCCAGGAACCAGAGAAGUCUCAAACUAAUGAUGUUGGCAAGUAUAAAGUCCAGAGCUGCUCCAUAGAUGAUGAAUAGGAGCCAGAUUUUUAUGGACCCACACAAAGUUUGUGUUUUAUUCACAAAUGAGCCUCAUGCUGUGGUAGUGUUCUCAGCUUUGAAACAGAAAAUGUACCCGUAUAGACCGAAUCACAGUGAUGUCACACUGACAACAACGACUUCCAAGUAGAACACUGGAAAAUUAUUUUAAUUGCGAAGAUUUAAGACAUCAGCAAACGUGUUUAUGUUUUUUGUUAUUUUCAGCUGUAACUAACAUUUGAAGAGAGAGAGUUAAACAUGGUGGUCAGACAUAUCUGAUGUUUCUUCUGUGCUUAUUGCUAUCUUUGAUAAACCAAAUGUACUACACAGGAGCUAAGCAAUUUAUCGCUGUAGACGGGAGCCUCAGCAAAACACAUUUUAGCCACCUAAAAAAAUCACCAUCAGUUGAAGUGUAUACCAUCGCUUUACCUCACAAAAUAACUAAUCAAAGCCAUGCCAGACCAGUAACUCCAGUGUUCUGCUAAAUAAAAUGACUGUUUUAUCAGUUAAGUCUGGUGGCUUUGAUACAACAACUUUAGUACACUAUUGGAAAGGGCUGUCUGACAGCAAGGUAAAGCGAUGAAAAUAUUCUAAAUAUAGCAUACACUUAAUCUCAUAUUGGGUUCUUUUGGUAAGUGUUUUUUUUUUUUGGGUGGAAGGCAGCAUUUGCUCUUUUAUUUUAGGCACAUAAUGUUAGGGUUUCUACCCAGACGUUAUGUAAAAUAAACAUUGUGUUUCGGUCUAUACUCAGAACAUUCCCCCAGGUGCUCUCAGUGCCAUUGAUAUCAUAUUUCAUCAUUCAUUGUUAAUGGAGCAGCUCCACGCUUUUUACUCCAUGACAUUACAUAUUUGAGUUUUAACACCAUAGUUUGGGAUUGGGGUGAGAGUGGUGCAUGUUAAAUGAUAUUUUUGGACUGUGUUAGACCAUAACAUGUAUGAAUUCCCCUUUAAAUGCCACAAGAUGGGGGACUUUUCAACUUUGAGCCAUUAUAGUAAACAUCUUCACUGCAUGGAUGUUAAUGUAAAGGAACUACGGUCCAACUGAAAAUUGUGACAGUAUUGUACUGCCAGUACAGAGGGAAGUCUUUGAUAUAGUGUACAGUGAAUGUAUUGUUAUGUGUCAAGUGCAUUAAAUUAUAUUUUCAUAUGUUUCUGGAAUUUAAAAACAAAACAAAAAAACAAUAGUAUAAUGUGUAUGAAAAGGCAACACCAGAGGUUGUUUGGAGAAACUAAUGGUGAUGUACUGUAUUUCUUCAAAAAGCUGCUUC
This is a messenger RNA of Plectropomus leopardus (leopard coralgrouper), 4133 nucleotides long. It is a transcript of the gene jazf1b, whose product is annotated as JAZF zinc finger 1b. NCBI's taxonomy places the organism in Eukaryota, Metazoa, Chordata, Actinopteri, Perciformes, Serranidae. The record is from RefSeq and is a predicted model, not a curated record. Gene Ontology annotation, cellular component: nucleus.